GAAGCGACAGCUCACGUCUCAUCGCCUCCUCCUCACAGCUGUAGCCGCUGAAAGUGUCAAGUUUUCCUCAUUUCAAACAGCCUUGCAAACAGAGAAGAGUGUCGUUCCUAGACUCAAGGGGGCUCUGUGGAAACUGAACAGGUCGUCAUGAAGCUGGUGGUCUUCCUGCUCCUCCUACAGGUGUCUGGAUACGCGCGCAGCAGGUGUUUCUGUCAGGUCUCAGGGAGUCUGGACGACUGUGCCUGUGAUGUGGAAACCAUUGACAGCUUCAACAAUGAACAGCUUUUCCCUGAACUAAAAACUCUCCUGGAGUCUGAUUACUUCAGAUUCUACAAGGUGAACCUGAAUAAACCGUGUCCGUUCUGGACGGCCAGCAGUCACUGUGGUCUGAUGGAUUGCGCUGUGAAGCCCUGCUCACCUAAUGAGGUGCCUGAAGGGAUCCGAUCCUCUUCCCACAACAAGUAUUCAGCAGAAGCAAACGGGCAGCUUGAUGAAUGUGAGCAGGCGAAGCAUCUGGGAGCUGUAGACGUCUCUUUAAGCGAUGAGACCCGGAACGCUCUGCUGAACUGGAGCAAACACGAUGACGAGGCGGAGCGCUUCUGCGUCGUUGAUGACGAGGAGUCACCAGAGUCUCAGUACGUCGACUUGCUGCUGAACCCUGAGCGCUUCACGGGCUACAAGGGACCCGAGGCCUGGCAGAUCUGGAACAGCAUCUACGAGGAGAACUGCUUCAAACCUUAUACAAUCAAGCGACCACUUAUUCCCAACUCAUUCCAGAGCAGUUCAGGAAAUGAAGCGAGGACCUUCUACAGUUGGCUUGAAGGUCAGUGUGUGGAGAAGAGAGCUUUCUACCGGCUUAUCUCUGGGCUCCACGCCAGCAUCAACAUACACCUGAGUGCCAGAUAUCUCCUGGAUGACAGCUGGUUUCAGAGGAAGUGGGGCCACAACGUGUCUGAGUUUAGAAAGCGCUUUGACUCUGAGAUGACGGUCGGUGAGGGCCCCAAGAGGCUCCGCAACCUCUACUUCCUGUACCUGAUAGAGCUACGAGCGCUGGCCAAGGCUCUGCCGUUCUUCCAGCAGCCGUCUUUCCGGCUGUACACCGGCCGACUGCAGGAAGACCAGAAACAAAAAAUGCAGCUGCUGCACCUCCUGCAGAAGGCCAGAUCUUUCCCGUUGCACUUUGAUGAGACAUCUCUGUUUGCUGGGGAUGAAAAGGAAGCAACAAAACUUAAGGAGGACAUCAGACUGGCCUUCCUCAACAUCUCCAGGAUCAUGGACUGUGUUGGGUGCUUUAAAUGUCGUCUGUGGGGAAAACUUCAGACUCAGGGAUUAGGCACAGCACUGAAGAUUUUGUUUUCAGAGCGACAGAUUGAAGCGUUGCCCAAAUCCAGCGAGCAGCGACCCAGUUUCCAGCUCAGCCGACAGGAGGUCGUCUCCCUGCUCAACGCCUUUGGAAGGAUUUCAACAAGCAUCAGAGAGUUGAAGAACUUCAGAUCUCUGCUUGCAGAGGAGCGAUAACGGCGUCCGUCUUCCCUUGAUGUCUUUGACCAAAUUCCUUUGAAUGGUUUAACUUAAAAUGUGGACUCUUUAGCCCCUGAGCUGCCAGCUGGGAUCUGUGCAACAGUCUUAGUUAUGCUGAUAUUUCAACUGCAAUGAUGAGCCCUUUUUUUCAGUAUUGAUUAUGGGAACAUUUAAAAACUUGAGUUUAAACAUUUCUAUUGCUCCUAUCUGCUACUAUUUAGGGUACUUUUCAGGUGGCUGGAAGUUUGUUGUUGACUAAACCUGAUGAUAUUUGGAGCUGUUUGUUGAGACUGAAAGUCCCCCCAGAAAUAUAUUAUAGAUACUUCAGAAAAUGAAAAAGAAUUCAAACAUACGUCUUUAUUUGACAAAUGUUUUGAUCAAUUUUUCCCAUCAGUUGCUGGUAAUGAAGGCGUUUUGUUGUGAUGUUUUUGUCCUGACGAUGGCGCUCUUUGUAAAGAAAAUGAAGCCUUUUUUUGUACCUGUGGAAAUGCCAUGGCAAUGUUUAAAAGUGUAAAAUACGGAAAACAUGACUUGUUCAGCAAAAAGAAA
Messenger RNA from Melanotaenia boesemani (Boeseman's rainbowfish), 2070 nucleotides. RefSeq names its product endoplasmic reticulum oxidoreductase 1 alpha (gene ero1a). Gene Ontology annotation, biological process: protein folding in endoplasmic reticulum. Bases 148 to 1518 code for a protein of 456 amino acids. NCBI's taxonomy places the organism in Eukaryota, Metazoa, Chordata, Actinopteri, Atheriniformes, Melanotaeniidae. The record is from RefSeq and is a predicted model, not a curated record. Gene Ontology annotation, molecular function: thiol oxidase activity; FAD binding; protein-disulfide reductase activity. The transcript has 15 exons. Gene Ontology annotation, cellular component: endoplasmic reticulum membrane; endoplasmic reticulum.